AUGGCGAAACUGGGGCGAACCGACACUAACAGGAACCUGGAGACUCUCCUGGACAUGGACAAGUCAAAAACUGCAGCCCCAGUUGGCGUUGCUUGUAAGAAACUGAUUCCAGGGGAGGGCCUGGAGUUCAAGAAUUUGUCUUACAGUGUAAUGAAAAAGCAGAAGAAAGAUGGUGCUUGGAUCACAAAAGAGGCUUAUCUUUUGAAUGAUAUUUCAGGGCAGGCUGUGAGAGGAGAAGUCAUGGCAAUUAUGGGGCCUAGUGGAGCUGGUAAAUCAACGUUUCUCGAUGCUUUGGCUGGUCGAAUUGCGCAGGGAAGCCUUGAAGGGUCUGUCAGAAUUGAUGGAAAGCCGGUUACUACUAGCUACAUGAAGAUGAUUUCGUCUUAUGUUAUGCAAGAUGACCAGCUGUUUCCGAUGCUCACUGUGUUUGAAACCUUCAUGUUUGCUGCUGAAGUUAGGCUUCCUCCUUCCAUUUCCAGGGAUGAGAAGAAAAAAAGAGUUCAUGAGCUGCUUGACCAACUAGGUUUGCAGAGUGCAACACAUACAUAUAUCGGUGAUGAGGGAAGAAGAGGAGUGUCAGGAGGAGAAAGAAGAAGGGUUUCAAUAGGAAUUGACAUUAUCCAUAAGCCAUCUUUAUUGUUCCUUGAUGAACCCACUUCAGGUCUUGACUCCACAAGUGCUUACAGUGUAGUCGAAAAGGUUAAAGACAUUGCACGAGGAGGUAGCAUUGUCCUAAUGACCAUUCACCAGCCCUCUUACAGAAUUCAAAUGCUUCUCGAUCGCAUCACUGUUCUAGCAAGGGGCAGACUGAUAUACAUGGGAAGUCCAGUUGCUCUUCCUGUCCAUCUCUCGGGUUUCGGAAGGCCAGUUCCUGAUGGAGAAAAUAGCCUGGAAUAUCUUCUGGAUGUGAUCAAAGAGUACGAUGAAUCCAAUGUCGGACUUGAGCCGCUUGUGCUCUACCAGCGUGAUGGGACCAAACCUGAUCAAGCCGCAAGAACCCCUGUUCCGAGAACACCAAAAACGAAACGAACUCCUUAUAUGAGAACGCCUGGAUCCAAAUACGCCAUUAGUCUCCGUAGCCAAGCAUUCUCAAUAAGCGGAACGCCUCAAUCAGACUUCGGACAGUUCGGAUAUAACGAUGCGGAUGAUGACGAUGAUGAAUUUGACAAUUCCCUGGAAAGGAAAUCGGUUGUUACGCCAAUGACCAUGCAAAGUGGUGUCUAUAAUCCACGUUUAGCUUCUCAGUUUUACAAAGAUUUCUCAGUCUGGCUGUAUAAUGGUGUUGUCGGAACUCCCCGUCGCCCGCCGUCCUGGACUCCUGCAAGAACUCCAGGACGAACUCCGGCCAAAACUCCGAUGUCUGGCGUUAAGAGGCAGCAUAACGUCCCUUCUCGCCCGAAAACACCUGUAGUUUUUAGCCCAUCUCCGGACCCUCAUGAAAGCUCUUAUGAGAACUUUGAAUUCGAAGAGGAAGUUCUUGAUGAGUCUGAAUAUGGUCCCAAAUAUGCAAAUCCAUGGCUCCGGGAGGUCGCCGUGCUCUCUUGGCGGACAGCACUCAAUGUAAUUCGGACCCCGGAGCUCUUUCUUUCCAGGGAAAUCGUCUUGACAGUAAUGGCACUCAUUCUGUCUUCACUUUUCAAGAAUCUCCAUCACCAUGACUUCAAAACGAUCAACAGGCUUCUCAAUUUCUACAUCUUCGCAGUCUGUUUGAUUUUCUUCUCUUCCAAUGACGCUGUCCCGACUUUCAUUCAGGAAAGAUUCAUCUUCAUCAGAGAAAGCUCCCACAACGCCUACCGAGCUUCCUCUUAUGUCAUUUCUUCCCUCCUGGUUUAUCUCCCAUUCUUCGCCAUUCAAGGUUUCACAUUUGCAGUCAUCACCAAAUACAUCCUCAAACUCAACAGCAGCCUCAUCAUCUUCUGGAUAAUCCUGUAUGCAUCUCUCAUAACCACGAACGCGUAUGUGAUGCUUGUGAGUGCUCUCGCUCCGAGUUACAUCACAGGCUACGCAGUGGUGAUUGCCACCACAGCUCUUUUCUUUCUGACUUGUGGGUUCUUUUUGAAGAGAACCCACAUACCAAUUCAGUGGAGGUGGCUCCAUUAUAUCUCUGCAAUAAAGUAUCCCUUCGAGGCAUUGCUGGUGAAUGAGUUCAAAGGCCAAAAAUGCUAUAAUGGAUCCAUUGCUGAUCUUUCUCCAGGGCCUCUCGGAGAACUGAAGUACAGCAAUCUGCAUUACAGAGUCAAUGCACCAUGUUUCAUUGGAGAAGAUGUGAUAUCCUCCAUGGCUUUUCAGUGGGACAAUCUUUGGUAUGAUGUUGCCAUCUUGCUAGCUUGGGGAGUUCUCUACAGAUUGCUUUUCUAUGUGGUUCUGAGAUUUUACUCCAAAAACGAAAGAAAAUAA
Molecule: messenger RNA, 2397 nt
Organism: Mangifera indica (mango)
Lineage: Eukaryota; Viridiplantae; Streptophyta; Magnoliopsida; Sapindales; Anacardiaceae
Product: ABC transporter G family member STR-like
Exons: 4
Coding region: 1-2397 (798 amino acids)
Cellular component (GO): membrane
Molecular function (GO): ATP binding; ATP hydrolysis activity; ABC-type transporter activity
Source: RefSeq, a predicted model, not a curated record